Musa acuminata AAA Group (dessert banana) is the source of this 2566-nucleotide messenger RNA. RefSeq lists its product as uncharacterized. The transcript has 6 exons. Bases 134 to 508 code for a protein of 124 amino acids. The record is from RefSeq and is a predicted model, not a curated record. Lineage: Eukaryota; Viridiplantae; Streptophyta; Magnoliopsida; Zingiberales; Musaceae.
UCCGCUUACCAGACGAAACAACAUAUUACAGUGGACGCGAUCGGGAAGAGCGAGUCGACGCAUCAUCUCCUCUGCUUCUCCGACAUAUGACCCAGAGAAACCCUAGACCACAGAUCUCCGGAGCAGAGCUGUGAUGGCGGGAUUCCUUUCCAAGCUGAGACGGAUCCACCACUCGGUCUACACUGGACCCUCUUGCUCGGAUGAGGUUUGGGGAGAACCUGGUGUCAGCGACCAUUACCAUAGCUUGGAUCAAGAUUAUGUGUUACUUGGGCGUUUUUAUGAGAUCAUUAGGUGUUCUUUCUUCUGUAAGCAAGAGGCAUUUGGCUUUGCACCUUUCGGUUAUUAUGGUUUAGGUACAGCACCUUUCAGUUACUGUGCCCUAUUGGCAUCACAAGUGAGGUUGCCGAAUGCAUUGCCUCACAUCAAGGUACUCAAAACAUGGGAAUCAAUUUACCUGUUUCAAGUAUGUUUGUAUCUUAUGUCAAUUUUAAAUGUUUUCUACCUUUGAAAUCAAUACUUAUUGUGUCACAUCAAGAUACUUAAAACAUGGGAAUGAACAUAACUUUAUAAGUCCUUUUAAACCUUUAGAAUCAAUAUUCCUUGGUCAUUUUUUGUACAUGAUCAAAGUUUGAGAAGUUAUUGUAUUAGGAUACCCAACACAUGGGUGCUGCUUGGUUUAAAGUAAAAGCUGAUUACCUGUAAUGCCAAAUUUAUGUACGGUUUAUCCUAAAGCUAGACACAUAAAAUAAUAUUGAUAGAUCAGUAGUUCUCUGGCAACUGACAUAUACAGUGGAACUCCCAGAACCAAGUUUUAGUUUUUCUUGCCUUGUUGAUUUUAUAUGCGUGGAAAAAAGAUAAGAAUCUUCUAGAUAAGAAUGAAAUUCAUAAUAGGGGGCCUACUCUUGUGUUAAAUAGGACUCUGUUGAUUACCCUUUAGUGUCACACCGACCUCUACUCUCCUUGAUUCUCACUUUAGUGGUUGUUAUCAAUAUUCCUGUUGGUCUGUUCCUCAUAGCUUGUUCACAUUAGAAAAAGGCUAAUUAUGACAGGUUAUACUAUAUGUAAACAAGACACAAACACACACAUGAAAAUCACAGACUUUAAUGCUUUCAAAUAGUAUAUCCAAUUGUGUGUCAUCAGAAGUCAGAAAAAAUUGAAACAGAGAAGUUCUAGUAAAUGAGGUCAAUGUUGUAAAAUUUACAAAUAGCUAUACAUGGAAAACUUUGUUUCAAAAGCUUCUCAUCACUCCCAUUUUUUGCUGGAAGAGAGUGCUCUGACAUUAAACAAUAUCCACAAGACAAUGACUUUAUUUCACUAGAUAUGUGAGUGUUCACAUGACAGAGUAACUUCUGUCACUAGUCCAAUACUAACGAGGCUUUUUCUAUUUCUUUCUUCUUCUCGGGACAUCUGGAGGUUUGAGAAUGAUCAUCAGGGUUACAAUUUUAACCAAUUUCUGUACAUGUUAAAUGGUUUUUUGCUUUUUGGUUAGUGCAGGUAUUGCCAUUUGACUAGCUUCAGUAACACAAGGUUUCCACUCUUCUUUUUGCUGAAGAAUUGCUGCAUUAUUUCUGCUUGCCUUGCGUAAUUCUGAAACUCCCAUCUUUUUCCCCCCAGAAUAUAGUACAUUCCCGUGCCAUAUUUAAAAGUUUGGCAUAAUUUUAGACUGAAAUUUUGGCUAGUAACAGACAGGAAAGAAGUACUGCUUGGUGUUCAUCUGAUAGGAUUCUUGCUGCUUCCAGUUGUGUGCUAUCCAAGGGAAGUAAAGCUGAUUGGAAGAUAAGGAUUUGUCGGUUCACUGGCUCAAUCUCAUCACUGAGGACUGAGACAAAGUUGGUGGUGGCCAAGCAUUUCUGUGGGCACUCUGUGUGUGGAGCUCCCACCCCCAUGCUCCGCACCUUCCUGGUAAUAGAGAUGCGAGGUCAUGGUCAUCAUACGUCUGGACUCUUGCAAGCCACAUACAAAAGCAAGAUAGUUAUGUGGGGGAGCUCCACAUUCACAGUCGAAACUAAUCAUGCACGGGCCCAGAAAAGUAUCUGCAGAGACGUAUUUGAUUCUUCCUCUUCUGUUUGGUUUGCGACCUGCUCUGCUCAUCAGGAUCAGUAGAUAACUGUACAUGGGUGUCAGACGGCAUAUGCACUCGGAAUAUUCAUCUUCAUUAGCAUAUAGAUAUGAAUGCCCAGGACAUGAAACACAGACGCUGCAUGUAAAUAAUGGACGAAGUCUGCAUCCAAAUGUGCAACAACAGAGGGCAAAAAGGCAAGUGGUCCAGCAAGAAGCUUGUCAAGACUUCAAGUUCAACUUGUCUUUCCCUUCUGUAUGCUUCAGCUGGUGGUAUCUCAACUUUAUGUUCUCCAAACCAACUCGAUUUUGUUGGAUUAAAAGUAAGCUGAUGUGUGCCCUUACAACUAUUGCUUGCACUAGUUAUCAAACUGCUUGUUGCAUCCAAAAAUAUUCUUUGGUAGGUACAGAAGCACAACUUUGAGACACCAAAGGUUGCUAACUGCAUGCAGCUUAUCUACUUCGCAGUUUUCAGCUUAUAUAAGCAGCUGGAGAAGUUGGAAUAACA